Messenger RNA from Tetranychus urticae (two-spotted spider mite), 3920 nucleotides. NCBI's taxonomy places the organism in Eukaryota, Metazoa, Arthropoda, Arachnida, Trombidiformes, Tetranychidae. The record is from RefSeq and is a predicted model, not a curated record.
UAGGUUGGUUGUCUUACCUGGCGAGGUAGGACCAACCUGUUAAUUUUUUAUUUGUUAGGUUAGGCUAGGUUAUGUUAUGUUGUUACAAAGCUAAUCCAUGUUUUCAUGUUACUCUGUCUUUAGAUUGAAACUUUACUUGGGUAAGAUAUGGUUGGGUCAAUUUAUUGUCAUUUAUUGUUGAUUAUACCUUUAUUAAUUAGUCAUUUUAACAUAUGUUUAUGUAUCGAUGAUAAUAACAACGAAACAAUUACUAGUGACUAUUCCGAAUGUUCACCACCUUGUUUAAACGGUGUUUGCCACCAUGGACAGUGUUUUUGUAAAUCUGGUUUCACUGGAUUGUAUUGUCAAGAUGACAUAGAUGAAUGUGCCUUAGCUCCGUGUCUUAAUAAUGGUACCUGCCAUGAUGGAACCAACGAUUUUACCUGUACCUGUUUACCGGGUUGGCAGGGAAAACACUGUGAAAUUGAAAUAAACCCUUGUGAUCCCAAUCCUUGUGUUAACAAUGGUACGUGUUCAUCUCAACAUUCCAACUUUACAUGUUCUUGUCCACCUGGUUUUACCGGAUUCUUAUGUCAAGAUGAAAUCGAUGAGUGUGCUUCAUCUCCGUGUCUUAACAAUGGUACCUGCCAUGAUCAAUUGAAUGGUUUUACCUGCCACUGUUUACCAGGUUGGAAAGGUGAACUAUGUGAAAUUGAAAGUAACCCUUGUGAUUCUAAUCCGUGUUCCAACGGUGGCUCAUGUUCACCUAAUCAUCAUUCCAACUUUACAUGCUCUUGUCCUCCUGGUUUCACCGGUUUUACCUGUGAAGUAAAUAUAAAUGAAUGUUCGCCUAAUCCAUGCCAAAAUAAUGGAACAUGUAAUGAUCUUAUAAAUGGAUUUGAAUGUGCCUGUGAAAAUGGCUUCACUGGGAAACUAUGUGAAAAAGAAACUUGUAAUUUAGAGCUUUGCAAUGGUGUUUGCAUCGAGAAUGAGUGUUUCUGUCGUCAAGGCUUUAAAGGUCACAACUGUAAAGAAGAUAUAGAUGAAUGCGCUGCUAACCCAUGCAAAAAUGGUGGAGCCUGUGAAAACUUAAUUGCAGAUUUCAAAUGUUUUUGUAAAAUGGGUUUUGAAGGACCUCGUUGUGAGAUCAACAAAGAUGACUGUGUUAACCAACCAUGUAAAAAUGGUGGUACCUGUGUUGAUGGUGUAGCAGAUUAUUCAUGUUCAUGUCCUCUUGGUUUUACGGGUAAAAAUUGUGAAACCGAUAUCGAUGAUUGUGCCCAGAAUCCAUGUUUAAAUGGAGGUACUUGUAUUGAUAAAGUUGCCGAUUAUCACUGUACAUGUCCAACCGGAUUCAUAGGAUUCAAUUGUGGAAAUGUAACAGAUGAAUGUCUACCUAAUCCAUGUCUAAAUGGGGGAAGUUGUGUGGAUUUACACAAUGAUUUCUUUUGUCAUUGUGCACCUGGCUGGGAAGGUAAAACAUGUUAUGCCGAUGUUGAUGAAUGCUUAUCGAACCCAUGUCAAAACAAUGGUACCUGUAAUAAUUUACCCAAUAAUUAUUCGUGUUCAUGUGCUCGUGGUUAUACUGGAAAAGACUGUGAAAUUGAUAUAAAUGAAUGUGACUCCUCUCCGUGUUUAAAUGAAGGUUACUGUGAAGAUGGAAUUGAUGAUUUCACCUGUCAAUGUCAGGAAGGCUAUUCUGGUCCUACUUGUUCUGAACUCUAUGAUGCGUGUGCAUCAUCACCAUGCUUGAAUGGUGGUAACUGUACCACCGAGCGGCCCUCUCACUUGUAUACUUGUGAAUGUCCGGAAGGAUUUGAAGGAGGAUCAUGUGAAAAGUUUAUGAUGCUUCAAAAUCCACUGGAUCCAGUAUUCAUUAGCGUGUCUUUGAAAGCCAUGAGUGCUUCAAUUUAUUCUAAUUUGUUAAUAAUUUGUUUUUUAUCAACUCUUCUGUCCAACUUUUGUUUAUGUUUUGAUACAAUUACUACUAACCACUCCGAAUGUUCACCUCCUUGUUUACAUGGUGUUUGUGCGAAACCAGGUAACCAGUCAAAUUAUGAGUGUUUUUGUAAAUCUGGUUUCACUGGGUCUUCUUGUCAGGAUGAUAUAGACGAAUGUGCCAUAUCUCCGUGUCUUAACAAUGGUACAUGCCAUGACAAAUUGAAUGGUUUUACCUGUACAUGUUUACCGGGUUGGAAGGGUGAACGAUGUGAAAAUGAAAGUAACCCUUGUGAUUCUAACCCGUGUUUCAACGGUGGCACAUGUUCAUCUCAUCAUUCCAACUUUAAAUGCUCUUGUCCUCCUGGUUUCUCUGGUGAUACCUGUGAAGUAAAUAUAAACGAAUGUUUGCCUAAUCCAUGCCAAAAUAAUGGAACAUGUAAUGAUCUUAUAAAUGGAUUUGAAUGUAUCUGUGGAAAUGGUUUCGAAGGAAUAUUAUGUCAAGAUAAAACUUGUGUAAAAGAGCAAUGCAUUUAUGGUAUUUGUAUGAAUAAUACAUGCCAUUGUAGACAAGACUAUACAGGUCCUGAAUGUAAUAUACCACUUCCACCAUGUGCAACUAGACCAUGUAAAAAUAAUGGAAAAUGUGAGAGCAAUGGUAACGAUUUCAAAUGUACUUGUAAAAAGGGUUUUGCAGGACCUCAUUGUGAGAUAAACAAAGAUGACUGUGCUAAACGACCAUGUAAAAAUGGUGGUACCUGUGUUGAUGGUAUAGCAGAUUAUUCAUGUUCAUGUCCUCGUGGUUUUACGGGUAAAAAUUGUGAAACCGAUAUCGAUGAUUGUGCCCAGAAUCCAUGUUUAAAUGGAGGUACUUGUAUUGAUAAAGUUGCCAGUUAUCAAUGUAAAUGUCCAGCCGGAUACAAAGGAUUCAAUUGUGGAAAUGUAACAGAUGAAUGUCUACCUAAUCCAUGUCUUAAUGGAGGGACCUGUAAGGAUCUACACAAUGAUUUCUCGUGUCACUGUGCAUCUGGAUGGGAAGGUAAAACAUGUGAUAAAGAUGUUGAUGAAUGCUUAUCGAGCCCAUGUCAAAACAAUGGUACUUGUAAUAAUUUACCCAAUAAUUAUUCGUGUUCCUGUGCUCGUGGUUAUACUGGAAAAGACUGUGAUAGCGAAAUAAAUCCAUGUGCUUUGUCUCCAUGUUUGAACAAUGGUACCUGUGAAAACUUCUUUGAUGAUUUCACAUGCCAAUGUAUGGAAGGCUAUUCUGGUCCUACUUGCUCUGAACUCUAUGAUGCUUGUGCAUCAUCACCAUGCUUGAAUGGUGGUAACUGUACCACUGAGCGGCCGUCUCUCUCGUAUAGAUGUGAAUGUUCGGAAGAAUUUCAAGGAGAUUUCUGUGAAAUUCAAAUGAUGAUCAGGAUUCCAAUGGAUCCUGUUUUUGUUAAUUUAGUUACUUUAAUAUGCGUUUUGGUUGUACUUCUGUUAAUAUUAUCAUUACUUCUUGUUAGGACUGUGAAAAAAGCUAGAUCAACUCGAGGCACUUAUUCACCGUCAAUCUAUGAAAUGUAUGGAAACACUCCGAUUGCAAUAUUAAAGCCAGCUCCAGGAGAAAGGUUGAUUUAAAGAAAAAACUUUAAAGCAACUUCCAGAUUCUCACCAUAAAUGUUCAACUUAUUAUUCAAGUUCAUUGUUAUUAUGAACACUUCUUCCAGAUGAUCACAACUAUGCAUCCAACUCAAUCAUUCCUAUAAUAAUUUAUUAACGACUGGCUCGUCUUUCAGGUAAAUCAUCAAAUGGUUUUCCACUUAUUCAAAUGUAUUCAAACGAUUCUCAUGAACCUGAUCUCAUUUAAUCUACAAAAAGGAUUAAAAAAGCUGAGAAAUUUAACUUUUUUAUUCGCAUUCAUGUGAUUGCAUUACCAAUUUAUGGGAAACAUUUGUAAAUAAAUUUAAAGCAAACUUUGAUUACUCUAAUGUUUAUAAAGUUCAACAUGAUUUGAUCAA